This is a messenger RNA of Salarias fasciatus (jewelled blenny), 1953 nucleotides long. RefSeq names its product voltage-dependent anion channel 2 (gene vdac2). Gene Ontology annotation, molecular function: voltage-gated monoatomic anion channel activity. Gene Ontology annotation, cellular component: mitochondrial outer membrane. The record is from RefSeq and is a predicted model, not a curated record. Gene Ontology annotation, biological process: monoatomic anion transmembrane transport. Bases 159 to 1010 code for a protein of 283 amino acids. Lineage: Eukaryota; Metazoa; Chordata; Actinopteri; Blenniiformes; Blenniidae. The transcript is spliced from 9 exons.
GGUCUUCAUGCGGGCUGUCAUAGGAGGGGGUUAGCUUGCGGUGCAGUCUCCUUCAGCUCGCCCUCCAACCGGUGACGCCUGCCCCAGCCGUGCGGUGUGAGGAAGACCCCUUAUAAAGUCACUUUAGCCGAUCGUCAUCCACAUCUUCACAAGAUAUAAUGGCUGUGCCUCCCACAUAUGCUGACCUGGGCAAGUCCGCCAAGGACAUCUUCAACAAAGGCUAUGGAUUUGGCCUGGUGAAGCUUGAUGUGAAGACCAAAUCUGCCAGUGGCGUGGAAUUCAAAACAGCUGGUUCCUCCAACACUGAUACCAGCAAAGUCGCAGGCAGCUUGGAAACUAAAUACAAGAGGUCAGAGUACGGCCUGACCUUCACUGAGAAGUGGAACACUGAUAACACCUUGGGAACUGAAAUCACCAUUGAAGAUCAGAUUGCUAAGGGACUGAAGGUGACUUUUGACACAACUUUCUCACCAAACACUGGCAAGAAGAGCGGCAAAGUCAAGACUGCCUACAAGCGCGAGUAUGUCAACGUGGGCUGUGAUGUUGACUUCGACUUUGCGGGUCCCACCAUCCACGGAGCUGCUGUCAUUGGCUACGAGGGAUGGCUCGCUGGCUACCAGAUGAGCUUUGACACUGCCAAAUCCAAAAUGACACAGAACAACUUCGCCAUUGGCUACAAGACAGGAGACUUCCAGCUACACACCAAUGUCAAUGAUGGAGCAGAGUUCGGUGGCUCCAUCUACCAGAAGGUGAGUGACCAGCUGGAGACAGCAGUCAAUCUGGCAUGGACCGCUGGAAGCAACAGCACACGCUUCGGCAUUGCAGCCAAAUACCAGCUGGACAAAGAUGCCUCCAUAAGUGCUAAAGUGAACAACAACAGCCUUGUUGGUGUUGGAUACACCCAAACUCUUAGACCAGGUGUGAAACUCACCUUGUCUGGCCUGGUUGACGGCAAGAACAUCAAUGCAGGAGGCCACAAGCUGGGUCUGGGCUUGGAACUGGAAGCCUAAACUAUCGUCAAACUGAAAGGGAUAAGGGAAUAUCAGAAGAAUCUGGCCUUAAAUGUGUGUCCGACUCAAACCAGCAAGGGAUAUCUUGGAGAGAUUGAUUCAAAGGCUAUUGCAACAAACUCUUAAUUGAGUACCACUUCAAGUUGGUGCUUUGUCACAUUUACAUUUUACCAUUUGUUGCGUUUCACUUUGUAGUUGCAUCUGUUUAAGAGACAGUUGUUGGCAUAUUAUUUAUGAAUAUUGUCAUAGUUGUUGUCCAACACUGCCAUAUUAAUCUGAUCAAUGCAAUCCCUUUGUCUGACAUCAACUCUGUGGCUUAAUCUUGGUAAUCCUAGACACUCCGUUUCCUUUUUUUUUUUUGUUUUUUUUUUUUUGGGUGUGACAGCAUUAGUUGGCAGUUUGUGUGGUGAGAUUGUGAUCCGCUCUCAGAUUUUUUUCAGUCAUCCAUCUGAUAUUCCUUUGUCAUCUCAACAGUUUUCUUUGGUACACAAGACCUUUUUUUUCCUUCCUGCUAAUAUUUAAAUCUGCUGCGUUCUUCCUGUUCAUGCGCACAAAGGACAAUUUUACCACUCACUCAUGUUUGCGUCGGCCAUCAGGGUUUCGUGAUGUUUGGGUAAAGCCGUUCGUGUGACCUUCCUUUAAACUGGGUAGUUUUCAGGUUGCGGCACGUUGGUUGCGUAAGAUUGACUUGAGAAACCUGUGCACAUGGCCGACCGAACAGAAUUGGUUUUCAUUUUAUUCCGUAACAACUGUGGGGGGGUGGGGGCAGGCACAUAUUGUUCACAGUAAUGCCAAACGAUCAUUCUGCAGGAGAAGUGUGAAUCCAGAAUUGCACUCGCUCUAUGAAACGUGCUUCCCUGUCUUGGGCAGACACUCGGCCCACAGGAAAGCUUGGAGGUCCUUAUGUGUAUGUCUAAGUUUUCAAUAAAGUCUUUGAACUCUC